This is a messenger RNA of Astrephomene gubernaculifera, 3126 nucleotides long. NCBI's taxonomy places the organism in Eukaryota, Viridiplantae, Chlorophyta, Chlorophyceae, Chlamydomonadales, Astrephomenaceae. The record is from the annotation of a GenBank genome assembly.
UCAAGACCUUCGUGCCUUAACAACUUGAAAGCCUUCUAGCCUUCCCUUGGUGUUUACCGGUAAUCAUAGCACCUUUACCUUUCAAGUACUUGUUUGCGCCGACACUUAUGGCUUUAAGCAUACCAAACAAUGGGACGAUUGAGUAGAAGUGCACAACAAAUAGAGUCGUUGUGUACAGCCGCAGAGGCCAUACUUGCGCGCGGCAGUAAACUCAGUGCUAAGGUCUUGUUGAACGAAGUUCGUGGUAACCCACAUUGCACUGACUUGACUUAUAGAUCUGCCAAUAACUUUCUACAUCGCAACAAAGUUGGGCAGCAGUAUAUGCGCCCUUCUCCCAACGACAAUAGUCUUCCACCAAAGAAGCGAUUAAGAUGGACUGCUGUUGACGAGGCGGCCUUUCAGGAAGCGGUUGUUACCAUCCAGUCGACCAGCAAUAAACUGACUGCUAGCAAUAUUGCAAAGGAGCUGAAAGGCAGUGCAGCUUCAUACGACCAACUUCGUUACCGUCUUCGGAAAUUGACAGCCGCUAAGCACAACAUUGAAGAAACGCCUGAUUUGGGUGUUGUUGGCAGCAGGAGAUGAAGAGUUUGUUGAUGAUGAGGGCGAAACUGACAACGAGGACGUGCCAGGAGAUGUUGCCCAUGACCAUGUGCAAUCUUCCAUGCACUGUUGCAUCGAAGCUGCAGAGGAAGCCUGCAAAACAGCCUUUGCCGAAACGUGCUCGUAUGCGUGCUGCUGCUGCGACCGCAGACUGUUUAAGCAUUCGGUUGUGGAGGUCACGGACAGCUUGUACAACACCCUCUGUGAGCCAUGGGCAACAAAUGUUGCAGGAUGGGUUACGCGUGGUGGCUCGGGGCAUAUAUGCCAUACGUGCUUAGGCAGCAUCCGUAGGGAUCGCUGCCCACGGUUUUCAGUUGACAACGGGCUUGGAUUCCCAGACAUUCCUGACGAGCUUCAAGGCAUCCCUGAGCUGUCAGAGAGGCUCAUUGCCAGGCGUGUACCCUUCCUGCAGUUGCGAAGGCUUCCAGCUGGGCAACAGCAUGGCCUACGAGGUAGGAUUUGCUUCAUGCCACAGUGUACCUUUUCUGUCCCACAGACAAGCAUGUGCUUUGAACCCCCCCACUGCUACUUUGGACUGUGCGUCCACUCCAAGCAACCCCUCCAGGACAUCCAGGGCCGCACCGUGGCUUCCCGUGAGCUGACGCUGGUGGCCCCUAACAACGACUCGCCCACCUACACGGACACCCACAGCAUCGCCAUCUCGCUUUGGGGGGACCUGGCCAAGACGGAGUGGAAGGUGGGCCAAGUGCUUCUCGUGCUCAACGCCGCCACCCGAGUCUUCAGGACUGGGAGCGCGGUCAACUACAGCCUCACCACCCGCGCCAUCACAAGCAUCCAGACGGCUACGGAGCCCAUGGCCCGCUUCACGGAUAUCAGCAGCACCAAUUUCGCAUUCCAGAACGCUGGUGAGGUGUCCAACGCCUGCAGGUCCAAGAAGCUGACGGAGGCCAUCAGUGCUGCGGCCCGGCACCCACUCCACAACGUGUACGUGAGCCAUGUGCGGCUGCAGAUCAAGGUCCUGCACAACGUGAACAACCCCUUCAGCUACAACUGCACGGAGCCAACCUCCCCAAACAACCAGCCCUGCGGCAAGCGGCUCCAGGUUUCCGAGGACUCGACCUUCACGUGCUCGGUCCACGGCAAGCUCAAGGGUGGCCCCAGCACCUUUAGCAAGUACAUCCUCACGGGCUUGGCGCCCGACUGCAGCGUGGAUGGCACCUCGUACAGUGUGGAGCUCCACUUCCACGACAUGGCCAUCCAUCGGUUCCUGGGAUUCCCGGCUGGCAAGGCCAGCGUGAUCAAGAUCAGCAGCGACCGCAAGUACGCCAAGCUGGUCCUGACGCCCCUCCUGAGCCUCUCGGAUGGCACUCUCAUCAUCCGGGACGCCACCCUGCGCACUUACAACAACCACUCGUACAUCUACAUCCGUGAGUUCCAAAAGGUCGCGGAUGAAGAUGCGGGUGACGCCCAUGGCAGCCAGCACGCUGCCGCCUCGGAGGAGGCCGCCGCCAGCGACGGCUCCAUGGACUGCUCGGACAGCGGCCACCACAGUGGCGCCGUGGACCUGGCAAGCAGUGAGGAGCAGCAGCACACAGCGAGCGGGGACGAGGGUAGUGAUGGCGUUGGGGGGGACACGGACGAGGAUGUGUCCGAUGUAGAUGACGAGGAGGACGAGAGGGCCAGCAGCAGCAGCAUGGCGGCGUCGGAAGAUCCCGUGGAGGACACGGACACUAGUGAGGGAAGCAGUGAUGAGGAUGGGGAUGCAGAUGGAAGUGGCUCUGCCUCGGAGGGCGGCGAGGAGGACACUGACGAUGACAGCACCUAAAUGCAUGCACACAACAUCGUAAGGCCCGCCUGAGCGGCUGAUGGAAUGGGUGUUGGGCACAUGCAACUAGGCGGGGGUGGUGCUGCGGGUACCGGGCAACUGACAGCUAGGACAAAGGGGGGAAGGGCCCGAACCUGUACCUGUACUGGGAGGGUGGAUCACACACUGUUGGCGAAAGAAAUAUUGGGGUACAGCUGGGUGGACUUGCAAGUGGUACCUGGUAACGUGUCGCUGGGCAACCGCAGUAUUGGUCAUGGUAGCAAGCAGGUAACGACUGCCGCUGUUCAGCGCGCCGUCAUUACACAAGCAACGCAGCCCUAUCUGUAACUGUACCUAACAGCAUGACCGAACCGCUGCAGUCCGACCACACACACUACUAUACACAACUAUACACAACACAUGGGCAGGCCAUGAGAUCGCUUCGGUGUCGUGCCCCAUCGUUGGCUCGUGCAGUUUGUGGUCACGGGUGGUGACGCUCGCGGGCAUGUCCCAUGGUUCAGUUGGAUGAUGACGGUGCGAAUUGCUACUGCCGAGGUGACUGAGUGGUUCCGGUUAUAAUGGCUGGUAUUAUCGCAGUUCCUUUGCUUUAAGUGUUGUGGGCUGUGGAGAGAUCGCUCUGGCGUGUCCAGAGUAUCUGUCGUACAAGUGCCUGUCUUGUUAGGCGGCGCAGUGCCCGGGCUAGGGCACUGCGUUUUGCUCACAUACUCAUGUACUGCCUGUAAGAACCAUGAAGGGCUUCA